CUCCAUUUUUUAGAGUUUGUGAAGCACAAAGGCCGAGCGGAGCAGAGGAGUUUCCGAAUUUCCGUUAUCCAUUCUCUCUCUCUCUCUCUCUCUCUCUCUCUCUCUAUCUUUCGAAGGUUUUUAAAUCUCCCUGCAAAUUUUAGGGUUUUUGAGCGAAUCUUGAAAUUUGAAUUCGACUGUUGAGAAACGAUGGUUUCCGAUUCGAUCACCAACGCUUCCAUUCAUGCAGCCCCAAACAACAACAACGCAGCCCGGGAUGUGGGCAAGAAGAAGAGGGCCAGGUCUGCCAAAUUGAAGCAGUGCAAGCUCGAUGUUCGUCGUGAGCAAUGGCUUUCUCAAGGCGCUGUGAAGAAUAAGGACUGUAAAGCGGAACAGAACGGCGUCGUUGAAGAACGCAAAGACCGUAAUAACCACCAUCCCUUCGGUAAUCUAGGGAUGAGGCCCGGAGGCGGUGAAAGUGACGGAUCGAUCCAUCACCACCACCACCAUGACAGCGAUUUGGACUCAAACAGUCCGAACAGUUUGACAAGUAGCGUCUUGGGCAGCAACUAUUCCGAGACUAACUUCACUGGGUCCAGCAGCAGCAGCAGCAGCAGCAGCAGCGGUGGCUGUUGCUCUGGAAAUAUCACAGAGGAUGAUGAAGGCGGUGGCGAUGAUGGGUGCUUGGACGAUUGGGAAGCCGUGGCUGACGCCUUAGCCGCCAACGAGAAGCCGAAAAACCCAUGUUUGGAGUCUCCCCCAGAGCAUGAUCCAAUUGCUCAAUCAGGUUCUCCUCAGGAAACGACUAUUGGGUCUGAUGGGCCGAGUUUUGGGGUUGAGAAUUCGAAGCCUCAGUGCGCCAGAACUAUCCCUAAAGCUUCAGGAAAUGGCCUGGCAUGGAGGCCUGAUGAUGCUUUUCGGCCUCAGAGUCUGCCCAAUUUAGCUAAGCAGGUUAGCUUGCCAAAUUCGAACCGGAAACAUUACGGUUGUGGUGGUGUUCCUUGGGCCUAUAGUGGUGUUGUUUCUGCGCCAUCCUCAUGUCCUAUAUGCUAUGAAGAUUUGGAUUUCACGGACACAAGCUUUUUGCCAUGCUUGUGCGGAUUCCGGCUCUGCCUUUUCUGCCACAAGAGGAUUCUCGAGGAGGAUAGCCGCUGUCCUGGCUGCAGGAAGCCCUAUGAGCAUGAGCCUGUUGAGGCAGAGGCAAGUGUGCAUGGAGGUAGCCUCACGUUUCGGCUGCCUCGUUCUUGUAGCCUGAUCACAAGGUCCUAAAAAGAACUUAUGUUUUUCGUGAGAUAUGUACUCUGGUCUCUGUUUUUUGUGUUUCAUUGGUUUUUGCGUGUUCUACAGUCUUAGAAUUUGAUUUCUUUAGUUAGAUGUGGGUAUAGGGUUUUGAGCGCCCGGAAUUGAUCUGCUUCUCUUUUGAGUUGGUUCUUAUCUGUAUGGUGCAUGUGCUGAGGUAGAGAACUCAGUGACUCAGUGUUCUUAUGUGAAUAGAUAAGGUGGUAUAGAAAUUCAAUACGUGAAACAAGUAUACACUAUUAUGGUAUUUCUUUUAAUCUUUUCAAUUUUUGCUUAUCUUUGCUACUAUUUGAUUCUCCUAUUUUAGUUUGGGUUUAUUGACGUUGCUAAUUGAUGAUGUAGAAGGCAUCCUUGUCCCUGAUCAGUUGUUCCUAAUGAUUUAAACUAUGUAGUUUCAUAGUUGUAUCUCUAAGGCUGGAUUUGGAUUCAAACGAAAGGUUCACUUCAUUAAUCUGAGUUGUUAAACCGUGGUUAUCUAGCAAUUGUGGAUCUUGGUUGAUAGUAAUGGACCUCCCCGUAAUGGAGGGGAUCUGAGUCUUCUUAGGUUAUGGUGUAUAGCAUUUUCAUGUGGAGCUCUGGGUAAGAUUUCUGCACAUGGGCUUCAGUCUUUUAAGGUUAACAUGGAUAUUGUCAAACCCUAAUGAACAAUUAUUUUAUGCAGGUAAUUUGUUCCAUAUGACAGAAUAGGGUACCACAUUUCUGUUCUAGUUGUUUGGGACUUUGCAUUUUGAGGUUAAGUUUGUCUAGUACAUUUGGCGUAUCUUUGUUUAUAUAUAAUAUGUUUUUGCUCUUGUCAUCUGAUACAAAGUUUUCUAUUAUUGCUAAAUAUUAGAUGAUGGUGGAAAGCAUUACUCCAUGAUGAGUUUUGUUAAGAUCCUUUGUACUUACAUUUGCUUGUUGCACAAGUGUUCAAGAUUGAAGGUCUUGCCAUUCAGUAUUUGCUGCUGUAAGUGCUAAGGCAGAUUUUCAAUUGCCUUUUUAGAGUUCAUGCAUAUAUUUACUUGGAGAUCAUUUGGUUUGUCAUCUGUUUAAGGGGAGGGACAAUUAGUUGACUGGUGAAGCCAUUAAUAAAUAAGCCAGAAAAAAAAUGAUGUGUUGCUAUCACUCUUCUACAAGGAACCUAGAAGUGUCUCUUGCUUAGGAUGGGGUUGGUAUUGUCGUCCCCUCUGUAUCAGGCUGUGAACCUUAUCAACUUCUAGCUGUGCAUUAGCCAAAAGCAUAUAUGGUGUUGUUAUAUCUAAUGUGGGUUAUAUUGCCAAUUUGGCAGUGUCUUUCGCUCAGGUUGCUGCUGUCCUCUUUAUGAGACUUGCUUCAUUCCUGUGUAGCUUGAUAAGUGAGUCACCUUUACGGCAUGAAGCUUUAAUACUUGUGUCGCUUUGGAUUUAGUAAUAGGUAUCCCUUUGCCCUGAGAUAAAAGAUGCAGUCUUCUCCUUAUACUUUUCAUGCUUGUUUCUGUUUCUAUUGUGAUGGUUAUGAAUUAACUGGUAUGUAACCGUUAUGCAUGGCUUCUGUGCUCUUCCUCUAGCACCCUUGGCAAGGAAAUUAAACUCAAUUGUAUAAGAAGAAAGAAUAGAUCACCCCCGUCAUUGAUAGGGUCGGUGUAACAUCAAUAUGCCUUCUGCACAUAAAAAAGUGAUUCAACUCU
Prunus persica (peach) is the source of this 2923-nucleotide messenger RNA. RefSeq lists its product as uncharacterized. The transcript is spliced from 3 exons. The coding region runs from base 190 to 1248 and encodes 352 amino acids. The record is from RefSeq and is a predicted model, not a curated record. Gene Ontology annotation, molecular function: ubiquitin-protein transferase activity. Gene Ontology annotation, cellular component: CCR4-NOT complex. Gene Ontology annotation, biological process: protein ubiquitination. NCBI's taxonomy places the organism in Eukaryota, Viridiplantae, Streptophyta, Magnoliopsida, Rosales, Rosaceae.